Molecule: messenger RNA, 1443 nt
Organism: Helicoverpa armigera (cotton bollworm)
Lineage: Eukaryota; Metazoa; Arthropoda; Insecta; Lepidoptera; Noctuidae
Product: histidine-rich glycoprotein-like
Exons: 4
Coding region: 235-1167 (310 amino acids)
Source: RefSeq, a predicted model, not a curated record
AGUUCUUUCAUAUUGUCCAGUGCUUGUGGGGUUCGAGAAUGGUUUUCAGUCGUGAUGCUUUCGGCCCUAUAAUUGCCUUUCAAAGUCUUGAUUUGCACAAAAACUGCCAGUAAACGACAAAAGGGUUGUCCAUAAUGUGUUUCAAAAAUAUAUCACUGUUGAAGAAAGAAAUUAACUGGAGUUACUAUUUCACGCUUUUUGACGCUGUCCGAGCACAGAAUAUAGACCUCCAACAUGUACAAGCAGAUCUCCCUAGUUGCCGCUUUGGUCGCGAUGGUCGCUGCUCGUCCACAACAUGGUCAUAGUCGUGACUACUGCCACGGCCACAGUCACGAUUACAGCCACGGCCACAGUCACGCUAUAUCACCGCAGUGCCUCUUGCCACAACAAGAAAAAAAACCCGAUCCAGUAAACAAAGAGGAAGAACCCGAGCCAGUAAACAACGAGGAAAAUCCAGAGCCAGUAGAUAAAGAGAAAAAACCCGAGCCAGUACACAAACCGAAAAAACCGGAGCCAGGACACCACGAGAAACAAGAUGUCCCGCAGAAAGGUCACCAUCAUAAAGGACACGGACACGCGGAACACCACGGGGGAUUCCAUGAGGGACACCACGGUCAGUCCAAGGGACACCGUGAGGGAUGCCACGAUGGAUCUCGUGGACGCCUUGAGCAAAUCCACGGACACCGUGAGGAACACCACAGACACCAUGAGAGUCACUAUGGCAGACAUCACGGACACUAUGAAGGGCACCGUGGACACCACCAAGGACGCCACGGGCCGCACGCGGGCCACCAAGGAGCUCACGAGGGACAUCACGAACGCCCCGAAGUACAUCAUGAAGACCACGCAGCACAUCAUGGAGACCACAAAGGACAACAAGAAAGCCAAGAUGGGCAUCGCGGAGAACACGAGAAACAACACGAAGACCACGAGGGUCAUCCCGAAGAACAAGAAAAACAUCCCGAAGAAGACCAGGGACAUCCAGCAGAACAAGAGGGACAUCCCGAAAUACACGAGGGGCACCCCAAAGUACACGAGGGACAUCACGGGGAUAAAGAUAAACAUAACGGGGACGACGAUGAAGGAGCAUCAAGCAGCACCACGGACACGCCAGAGACUUACAUUACGAGUACUAUGCUUAUACUAACAAGUCCGCGUACAAAAUGAUGGAUCCACACAGCGAAGACAAGAAAGCUCAGCGCGAGUCUCGUGACGGUCACGUCGUGAAGGGCGUGUACAGUCUGCAUCAACCCGAUGGCACCGUCAGGAUCGGCCAGUACCACGCUGGCAGAAUAUCUGGGUAAAUGGCUAGAAAGAUAAAUAACUAAAAUUGUUAACAUUGUAAACUGUUUGCUCACUAUCCCAUCAUUUCUCAAUCCCACCGUCACAACUGGAACUGGCUAUUGAACCGCUUUUGUUAUUGAACCUUAAUAUUGUUUGUUU